AUGCAAGGAGCUCACCGCAUUCUUCUGCCAAGAACCGGGGGCCUCCCUGGAGAAAGUCGGGACGAGCGGAUGAACUCACAUUCAUAUGGGAGUUCAUGGAGCUGCUCCAGAUACACGGAGGCACAGAAAGAGAAUAGUGAUCAAACACACUCUGAUCUGUGCAUCGUGGAGCCUCUCAUUGUUCUGUCAGUCAGCAUGGUUUUCUUAGCUGUGAUCCACAGCAGGGACAUUUCUGCUUGUGAAUGUCUAAAGAUGAAGGAGGACCAUCAGAGCCUCAUGUCUGUAACCAUGGUGAUGGUCCACGUGUUACUGAGUGUCUUCUUCCUUCCAGAUGUUUGGGCUGCUGCUGAUUAUUGUGGUGGUCUUAUACCAGCUGUCAACAUCACUACACCAAAUACGAUGGAAGCUCUGAAUGGAUCAUGCUUGCUAAUCCCAUGUAACUUUACAGCUGGUGAUACAUUUGACAGCAUCAGACAAACUUCUGGAUUUUGGAUUAAAGGUGAUAGUGAUAUUUACAGCAGCAGUAAUUCAGUGAAAUCAUUUCCAGUAAAUAUUACUGGAAACCUGACUCAGAGAGACUGCACCACUGUGUUUUCUGACCUGAAUAUGAGUCACUCAGGUGCGUACUUCUUCAGAAUCGAGAGCUCAUCUAGCAAAGGCACAGCUUGUGCCGAUCCUCAACAAAUAACAGUUAAAGUCAAUGCACGCAGCUCAUGUGUCGGUGGCAACAGAGCAGACGGAGGCAGAUCAGAACAAGAGAAAGCCGGUGUUUUGAUGAGGAACGACCCUCUUAGAACAAUCCCAGAUUCAGCCUGGAGACCCAGGAUUAACAUCUCAGGAGGUUUGGAGGACCUGAAGGAGAAGGAGUCUGUCUCUAUAACCUGCUCAGCUCCGACUCCCUGUCCACUCUCACCUCCUGAACUCACCUGGAAUCUCCAACCAGACUCUGACAGACAAACACAGAAGAACCCAGAUGGAACCUCUACAACUAAAAUCCAGGAGAACAUGACUCUGUCAGACACACAUGAUGGAUGCAACAUCACAUGCUCUGUCUCAUACCCUGUGGAUGGAGGAAAAUGUCUGAAUACAACAGAGACAGUGACUCUUCUUGUUUCCUAUGCUCCUAAAGACACCUCAGCAUCCAUCAGUCCAUCAGGUUUGGUGUCAGCAGGUAGCUGGGUGAAGCUGAGCUGCUCCAGCAGAGCCAAGCCUCCCGUCAGCAGCUUCAUCUGGUUCAGGAUCAGCUCAGAGGGACCCGUUCAAGUAUCUGAGGAGCAGCUUUACAGCUUCAACGUCUCUGAGGGAGGAGAGUUUUACUGUGUGGCUGCAAAUAAUCUGGGGAAUCAGACAUCAUCAAGGAUCAAACUAAGAUUGACCAGUAACACCCAAACUGGUGACCUCAACAGAUCCUGGGAGGGAAUUCUAGGUGGAGUCCUCGGCACGCUGCUCAUCUGUCUGAUUGUUGCUGUUUGAUGAGUCUCAGAUAUUAAACUGUAUAAAAUAAUCUGGCAAUUCACUGUUAUGCUGUUUCACAUUCAGAACCAGAGAUUAAGGUGAGAACAUGUUUAGCUUGUUUAUUCUCCAAACAUCUGGGUUCUAAAACAUCAGUUAUCAUCUUGGUCAUUUGUGAAACAAAGGCUGUUCAGGCUUCUUUAGUCAUUUUUAGUUUUACCGGCAGAAUCCAGAGAAUAAGCAGAUUUUAUAGAUGUCUUUCUUUGUGUUUCUACCUGAAACUCAGCAGAUUUCCUCUGACAGCUCUCUCAUGUCUUCCAGCUGCUUUAAGUUCAAACAUCAAACUCAACGACAGACUCAGAAUCAGACAGAUAAGGAGGUUUCUCCUCAGAUACCAGCAAGAGACACAGAUGUCCAUUAUGGAGACGUGACCUUCUUCAAGAGGACAUCUGAUGUCUCAUCUGCCUCAGAGCAGCAAAGAGGACAGCAGGAGGAGAUGGUGUACUCACAAGUUAAAGUGUCCAAACUACAAACCUAAAGGAUCUCUGAACUGCAGAACAUUGAGCUGUUUUUUAGAAUUACAUCAUUUAAAAAAUAUGCUAAUAUUUUCUAACUUACGUGGACAAAUCUGCAUGUGAACAUGAAAAAUCAGUAGAGCGCAAAACAGUGAUUUAACUUCUUUGGGACAAAUGUCGCCCCCUUGGGACCACUUCAUCAUAUUGCAUCAAAUUAAGAAAAUGCUCCACUAUUAAAUAAGAAAAUGUUAAUUAAAGGUCGUUAAUAAAAUAUUCAAACUAAAAUGCAUUGAAAUAUUAAAUUUACUGAACAGUCUGCCAGAGUUUAAACCAGCAGCAACCCACUUACUUACUUGAAAACAUUUUUAAUCAUCUUAUUUCCUUUUGAUGUUUGUCUUCUGCUCAAGUCAUCAUGGUCAUUUGUUGUCAUCUAGUGGUGAUGUGUUGACAUGACUACAUGCUCAUCGUCAGAAAAACAAAUACUGAUAUUUGUACACCAGUUUCUGGUGAAAGAUAAAUUUAGAAAAUGAAGAAUUUAAGUUUUUAUACCUUAUUUUU
Molecule: messenger RNA, 2525 nt
Organism: Nothobranchius furzeri (turquoise killifish)
Lineage: Eukaryota; Metazoa; Chordata; Actinopteri; Cyprinodontiformes; Nothobranchiidae
Source: RefSeq, a predicted model, not a curated record